GGAAGUCAAGAUCUCCGACGGGACGUGAACGCGCCAGCAACGGACACCGCGCCUCAGCCAAUCAGAGUGGAGAUUGUUUUCAAGACGACCAAUCAGGGGCUGCAACGUCUUACGGUGGCGAGCGACGGCAGCGGAACGCCCCAAACGCGUCUCAUUGAAGAAGAAGAGCCACGCUCCGAGGCUUCCAUCCCCUAAGACAGUGAGACAUGUCCACCACGAUUUGCAAGCUGUUCGUCGGAGGACUGAAUGUGGAGACCACGGUCGAUGGCCUCCGCAGUCACUUCGAGCAGUUCGGGGUGCUCAGCGACUGCGUGGUGGUGAUGAACCAGCAGGUCGGCCGCUCCCGCUGCUUCGGCUUCAUCACCUACUCGACGCCGGAGGAGGCCGACGCAGCAAUGGCGGCUAAGCCACAUGUUGUCGAUGGCAACAACGUGGAGCUGAAGAAGGCCAUCGCCCGGGAGGACGCCGGCAAGCCCGACCUGCUCGCCAACGUCAAGAAGAUCUUCGUGGGCGGCGUGAAGGACCACCUGGAGUCCGAGCACCUGGUGGACUACUUCUCCACGUUCGGCGUGGUGGAGAAGGCCGAGAUCAUCUCCGACAAGCAGACCGGCCGGAAGCGGGGCUUCGCCUUUGUCUACUUCGAGGACAGCGACUCCGCCACGAAGGCGGUGAACACCAAGUACCACGACAUCGACGGCAACCAGGUGGAGGUGAAGAAGGCCAUGACCAAGCAGGAGAUGUCCACCGGCGGCGGCCGAGGCGGCAGGGGCCGCGGCCGGGGGAUGCCUAGCUUCGGCGGCGGAAGAGGCGGCGGCGGGUACGGAGGCUACGGCGGCAAUUACGGAGGCGGUGGCGGCGGUUACGGCUACGGAGAAGGCUACAACGGCGGCGGCGGAGCCUACGGAGGAGGAGGCGGCUACGGAGGCUACGAAGACUACGGCCAGGGUGGCGACUACAACAACGGGGACUACGGGGAGGGCUACGGACAGCAGCAGUCCAACUACGGGGCCAUGAAGGCGGACAGCUAUUCCUACCGGAGCGCGGCUCCGUACAACCGGGGAGGGGGAGGCGGCGGUUACGGCCGUGGCGGCGGGUUCGGUGGAGGUUAUCAGUGACACCCUCCAUUUUGGGAGAUGUCUAUGGUGGGGGGGAAUUCUGAACUUGAAUCUACACACACACGGACACAGUACACAAGCCCAGGUGGCGGGGGGGGGGGUGAUGGGUCCUCGUGGUCCAGUGUCCAUCACCCACCAUGCAUUAACGAAUGAGACUGUCCUCCAGGAUCCGACGUCCUCUGAUUCCACACAUGGACUUUACUACUCAGAAUUGUGAAUUAUUGAAUUGUACUUAAUGUCUUUUUUUGGGUGUGGUGGGGUGGAAUGUUUUGAACUAUUUGUAACGUCAGUCACUGCUUCUCCAUUCAGAUGUGAGUUUGUUUGUCUUGCAGACAUGUGUAACUGUUGAUCCAUCAGCUCAGGGUUUUAGGUGAAGUGUCUGGCCACGUGGGACUCGACUGCUUGAAUUUCUUGAUCUUAAACAAAAUCAAAAAAACACAACGUAUUUUUUUCGCACUGUUCUGACUGUAGAUUGACUUUAUUCCACCUAUCCCGUCCAAUUAGGCCUCCGGGCUUUUGUUUAAAUUAAAAACUGUUUUUUUGAAAUCCAUGUGUUCAGUUCGCCCCAUAUGUUGUAUUCUGCUUUUAUUAAAGUUUUUAAUGUUUUGAAAAUCCAAUCUAAUCUCGACAGUUUUUAAUUUAUAUUACCACGAGUGUCCUUUUCCAGGAAGUAGUCUUUUGGGAUCUUGCGGUAUGAGCCACCACCGCCAGGGGGGGAUGUUGUCUGAGAAGUAAUGCGUCUCGUGUUCAUCGGCCAUUUUACACUGGAGAUAUAGGAAGCUGAUUGUGAGCUUCACCAAAAUUAGCACUGUAAUGCUGAUAAGUUCAGAUGCUGCCUUUUUUUAAUACAAUAAACAUACAAACAAUC
Molecule: messenger RNA, 1983 nt
Organism: Limanda limanda (common dab)
Lineage: Eukaryota; Metazoa; Chordata; Actinopteri; Pleuronectiformes; Pleuronectidae
Product: heterogeneous nuclear ribonucleoprotein A0-like
Exons: 1
Coding region: 207-1115 (302 amino acids)
Molecular function (GO): RNA binding
Source: RefSeq, a predicted model, not a curated record